AUGUGGGAAAAGUCACAGAAAGCAGAUGAUAUGUUAUUGAAGAGGAGCUUAGAAUGGUUGACCGAAGGAGAGUUAGUGCAUAUUGAAAAUAUUCAGAAGAAGUUUUCAGGUAGUAAGAAAGUGAAAGGUUUGCAGGUUUGGAUUUCUCACUGUUUUAUGAGAGUUUGUGCAUUUGUUACAACGGGUUCAGAGUCGUAUAAAGACCAUGUUUGAAAGUAUUUGACCGAUUUAAAUUGCAGAUUGAAAAGAUCCAGCAAGGUGAAUCAAAGUCUUCUGUUGCACCGACGGCUUCCUGAUAGUCCGAACUAGCUCUGACACUAGCUAGGCUCAUGAGGUUAAGAAGGCUCUUACUUCAUGCAGAAGGCGUUCAACUUUCUGGAUCUUCUGAUUAAGGUCUUCCGUGAGUUUGAGUGCUUCUUUCUCAACCAAUUUUGGUUGCUCGGCUAUUCUUUGAACUAGAUCGAGAACUUGACUUUUAGUGAGGGGUUGAUAUUGAUGUACUUCAAACGAGAUUUGCUGUAGGCUUUUUCUGGUUUCACUCUGGGUUUUUCUUAUCAAUUCCUCACAGGUUUCUAAACGAAGUUGUAAUUCCU
Messenger RNA from Lactuca virosa, 593 nucleotides. Lineage: Eukaryota; Viridiplantae; Streptophyta; Magnoliopsida; Asterales; Asteraceae. The record is from the annotation of a GenBank genome assembly.